Molecule: messenger RNA, 366 nt
Organism: Aaosphaeria arxii CBS 175.79
Lineage: Eukaryota; Fungi; Ascomycota; Dothideomycetes; Pleosporales
Exons: 3
Coding region: 1-366 (121 amino acids)
Source: RefSeq, a predicted model, not a curated record
AUGAGCCUGGGUUGGUGCUGCUUGCUGCCCGUUCCGCUCCCGCGGGUCUCUGGGGUUGCCGAGUAUCCCACCUUUCGUGCGAGUACAAGUCAUUUCGACCGUGACCUUGCAGUUUCUUUAUCAACCAACCGUGGCUUUGGAGCUUUCCAACGAUCACAAGAUACUUCCCAGAGAGGUGGCCUCGACCGAACAACGGUGUAUCUCGUACCAAUACAUGAGACGCCGUUCUCACCAAUCAUCCCACAAUUGAGUCUCAACACUUGGCCACCUCGGCGCUUGCGGGAGUCUUCACCUGAAUCUCCGGUAGGAAAAGGCGUACGUUACAUCAUCUACCGCUGUAAGGAUGAUGAAUGCAAUUCCACGUGA